Cucumis melo (muskmelon) is the source of this 1570-nucleotide messenger RNA. Its product is annotated as replication factor C subunit 3. Gene Ontology annotation, molecular function: DNA binding; DNA clamp loader activity; ATP hydrolysis activity. The record is from RefSeq and is a predicted model, not a curated record. Gene Ontology annotation, biological process: DNA-templated DNA replication; DNA repair. Lineage: Eukaryota; Viridiplantae; Streptophyta; Magnoliopsida; Cucurbitales; Cucurbitaceae. The transcript has 11 exons. Gene Ontology annotation, cellular component: DNA replication factor C complex; nucleus. Bases 222 to 1286 code for a protein of 354 amino acids.
AAGUUCGGAGGUAAAUUGAAAUUUUUCUUAACAAGGAAAAAAAGAAAAAAACUAAAGUCCACAGCGAACUACUGGGGCUUUCGUUUCCCCCUCCUCAUCAGCCAUCAGUUCUGUUUCUUUUUCCCGCCAUUUCAAGCCUCGCCUAAACCUUCGCUCUCUCUUUCACUCACACUUCCUUUUUCUCUUUCUCCACACUCUCUAAUCUCCGUACACCGGAGAAGAUGUUGUGGGUCGACAAGUAUCGUCCAAAAACCCUAGACCAGAUCACAGUUCACCAAGACGUAGCACAGAAUCUCAAGAAAUUGGUUAAUGAACAGGACUGCCCUCAUUUGCUCUUCUAUGGCCCCUCUGGUUCUGGGAAGAAAACCCUAGUCAUGGCCCUUAUCCGGCAGAUGUUCGGACCCAGUGCGGAGAAGGUGAAGGUGGAGAACAAAACGUGGAAAGUUGAUGCUGGAACCAGAACUAUUGAUAUAGAGCUGACAACCUUGUCAAGUGCCAACCAUGUGGAGCUCACUCCUAGUGAUGCAGGUUUCCAAGAUAGGUAUAUUGUUCAAGAGAUAAUCAAAGAAAUGGCAAAAAACAGACCAAUUGAUUCCAAAGGGAAAAGAGGACAUAAAGUUUUGGUUCUAAAUGAUGUUGACAAACUAUCAAGAGAAGCUCAGCACUCUCUUAGGAGAACAAUGGAGAAAUAUAGCUCGUACUGUAGGUUAAUUCUUUGCUGCAAUAGUUCAUCAAGAGUUACUGAAGCAAUCCGCUCUCGCUGCCUAAAUGUGCGGAUAAAUGGACCAACAGAGGAGCAGAUUGUCAAGGUUUUAGAGUUCAUUGGAAAGAAAGAAGGACUGCAACUUCCAUCUGGAUUUGCUUCCCGAAUUGCAGAAAAAUCAAGCCGGAGUUUGAGGAGAGCUAUACUAUCAUUUGAGACUUGUCGUGUUCAACAGUAUCCUUUUGUCGGUAACCAGGCAAUACCACCAAUGGAUUGGGAGGAGUACAUCACUGAGAUAGCAUCUGACAUAAUGAAGGAGCAGAGUCCCAAGAGAUUGUUCCAGGUUCGUGGGAAGUUAUAUGAGUUACUGGUGAAUUGUAUCCCUCCGGAGAUCAUAUUGAAGAGACUGCUUUAUGAGCUACUCAAGAAAUUGGAUGCUGAAUUAAAGCAUGAGGUCUGUCAUUGGGCUGCAUAUUAUGAACACAGGAUGCGUCUUGGACAGAAAGCCAUCUUCCACAUAGAAGCUUUUGUGGCGAAGUUCAUGAGCAUAUACAAGACUUUCCUCAUUUCAACAUUCGGCUAAAGAGAAGAAAAGUAGAGCCUGAAAUUAUUUCAUUCAGGAAAAGCAAUUGUAAGUUCAUAGAUCUGCUGUGACAUUGAAUCAAGUUAAUCUGAUGUAUUUAUUAUAUCUUCUUUAGUCAGUUUGGUAUGAUACUCUAGAUGUUCAUCCUCCUUUAGGUUUUCUCUAUUAGGGAACUUGAAGCUGCACUUUGAGGGAUUUGAACUGAAUCUUACAUGGGGAAAAAAUAUUUCCAGUCAUUUUGUAGCACUAAUAGAAAAGAGAGGCCAUGCUCCCAUCAUUGAUAA